UGGGUCAGGGUUUGGAGCGAUGAGUGCGGAGCUGAAGAGGGCCUACGAGAUCGGAACAGAGAUCGGACGGGGGAGGUUCGGCACCGUAUACCGGUGCGUCUCGACGGAGACCGGCGAGGCGUUCGCCGUCAAGUCCAUCGAGAAAGCCCUGCUCUCCGACGACGUCGACCGCGAGUGCAUCGAGCGGGAGGCCAAGAUCGCCCAGCUCGCCGCCGCCGGGAACCCGCACGCGGUCCAGGUCCACGCGGUGUACGAGGACGAGGCCUGGCUCCACGUGGUGAUGGAGCUGUGCCCGGGGCCGGACCUCUUCGACCGGAUCAGCCGGCGGGGGUCGCCCCUGUCGGAGGCGGAGGCGGCGGCGGUGAUGGCGCCGCUGAUGGAGGCGGUAGCUGUGUGCCACCGCCGCGGGGUGGCACAUCGCGACAUCAAGCCGGACAACGUGCUAUUCGACGAGCGGGGGUGCCUGAAACUGGCGGACUUCGGGUCGGCGGAGUGCUUCGGGGACGGGCGGCCGAUGAGUGGUCUGGUAGGGACGCCCCACUACGUAGCCCCGGAGGUGGUGGCUGGGAGGGACUACGACGAGAAGGUGGACGUCUGGAGCGCCGGGGUGGUGCUAUACGUAAUGCUGUCCGGUGUCCCGCCCUUCUACGGCGACACGGCGGUCGAGAUCUUCGAGGCGGUGCUCCGCGCCAAUCUCCGCUUCCCGACGCGGAACUUCCGCGCCAUCUCCCCGGCGGCCAAAGAUCUUCUACGCCGGAUGCUCUGUAAGGACGUCUCUCGAAGGUUCUCGGCGGAUCAAGUCCUCGGGCAUCCGUGGAUAACCAGUGGAGAGGGAACGAGAGCAGCGGAGGAGCCAACCUAGAAGGGAUGGCUGCUGGCUUUGCGUACAGAGAUCGUAUAAAUACCACCGUAUAUAUCCGCCCUCUUUUUGUGAAGACGGCUUGCUCUGAGAAGUUUCUAGAAGGACUCCGGAGAGUGGGGAAAAGGAUUUUUGAAUCUUGCUGUGAGAAAAAGAUGGGUUCUUUUCUUCGUUCGUCUCCUGAUCUCUUUUCCGGUAGAGGUCUUUAUAUAUGAUGAAGAAUCGCAACGUGUCCUCUUUGUAUAAAGUUGUGGCGUUCUAUCAUGUAAAGAGAUGCAAGAGAUAUGGAAUUUCGCGUCCUCUUUGCUUUUAUUUUCGU
This is a messenger RNA of Elaeis guineensis (African oil palm), 1178 nucleotides long. Its product is annotated as phosphoenolpyruvate carboxylase kinase 1. Lineage: Eukaryota; Viridiplantae; Streptophyta; Magnoliopsida; Arecales; Arecaceae. The record is from RefSeq and is a predicted model, not a curated record. Gene Ontology annotation, biological process: protein phosphorylation. Gene Ontology annotation, molecular function: protein kinase activity; ATP binding.